Messenger RNA from Aspergillus fijiensis CBS 313.89, 1090 nucleotides. Its product is annotated as RTA1 domain-containing protein. Lineage: Eukaryota; Fungi; Ascomycota; Eurotiomycetes; Eurotiales; Aspergillaceae. Gene Ontology annotation, cellular component: membrane. Bases 221 to 1090 code for a protein of 289 amino acids. The record is from RefSeq and is a predicted model, not a curated record. The transcript is spliced from 3 exons.
CUAAUAUGCCCCUUUCGCAACGCCUCCAUCGUUUUCAAUGAGUUAACAUCUUGGCUCACAGCUUUUUCUUUGAGAUGUGGAGAGCUGGCGCCUCCAGUAUGGAGACUAGCCAAUGCAAUAAAAAGGCCGUUCAUUGCCUCCAUGUCUCGGUGAGUAUCUCAAGUGCUGAUCAUCGGUGCAGACAACAAGCAGGGACCGACCCUUGGAAAAAGCAAGCAAGAUGGUAGAGCUCGCAGCUCGCUCAGCAUUUCGUUACUACUACUACAACCCCUCUCUGGCUGCAGCAGUCAUUUUCAUCAUCUGCUUCCUUCUCACCUCGAUCUGGCACACGUAUCAAUUAUUUCGCACCAGAACAUGGUUCUUCAUCCCCUUCCUCGUGGGCGGAUACUUUGAAUUCAUCGGGUACUGCGCGCGCGCCGUCUCAGCGGAGCAAUCGCCCAAUUGGACGAUGGGUCCGUUCCUAGUCAACUCUCUCAUGCCGCUGGUCGCGCCGGCGCUGUUCGCUGCAUCGAUUUACAUGGAACUCGGUCGACUGGUUGUGGUCCUUCACGCAGAGCGGUACAGUCUGAUCCGACCCAAAUGGAUGACCAAGAUCUUUGUGCUGGGCGACGUGCUAUCGUUCUUGCUUCAGUCCGGGGGCGCUGGUAUGAUGGCUGGAAAAAUGCAAUCCAGCUUCAAGACGGGGUCGAACAUCAUCGUCGUGGGCCUCGUGGUGCAGAUCGUGUUCUUCGGGUUCUUCAUCGUCACGACCGGCUUCUUUCACCUGCAGAUGACGAAGCACCCGACCACAUACUCGCUGAGCUCGGGAGUCAAUUGGAAGAAGCUGGUCUGGACGCUCUAUGCAGCCAGCGUUCUGAUCCUGGUGCGAUCGAUCUACCGGUUGGUGGAAUAUAUCGAGGGCUUCGGGGGCUAUCUGCUCAGCCAUGAAGUGUACCUCUACGUGUUCGACGCGCUGCUGAUGUUUGCCGUGAUGCUGAUCUUCCAUUUUGUCCAUCCGAGCGAGCUGAAUGCGUGGCUUAAGUCGAGUGGGUUGAUCAGUAAGGGUCUGCGGUUCGAGCGACUGAAUGGGGAUGCGAUGCAGAUUGCGUGA